GAUGUGUCCCCGGGGUCUGGCUACACUGGUGAGGUUCCCUUGUUGUGGAUGAAAUUCUGUUGAGGAAUUUCCGGAGAUGACUUUCAUUGCAUUUCAUUUAGGGCUUUCGGAUCAUAGUUGAAAUGGAGAAGAACAAGUCACAAAUAAUCCUACUAGAUAAAAAUGGUCUUGAGACAGUGGCAAAAGCACUUUCCUCUGGGUGUUGGACACUAAGUGAAUCAGGAAAUUUUGAAAUAUCGGGAUCUAUUGGAACAUCUUCAGUUCGUGGGAAUGCUCCACAACUGACCCUAGCGCAAGGAAAUGUGCGCCCAGUCACACAAGUUUCAGGUAGUGGCGGAUCUGCUAACAAUCAACCUCAUAUUACUUCUGAAAGAUCAUCCACAUUCCAGCGUGAUAAUUCCCAGGUGAAGACACUUACAGAACUUGGCAAAAAGCUUGUUGCUGCUGCUAAAGUUGGUAACACAAGUCAAGUUCGAAGGUUAAUGGCCAUUGGAGCACCUUUUGCAUCAGUUGGGCCCAUUGGAAUGAGUCCUCUACACUUAGCUGCACAAAAUGGACAUUAUGAAACCUGUGAUCGUCUGUUGUGUGCUGGUAUGAACAAAGAUGCGCGAAAUAAGGUAGAGAAGACACCACUACAUCUGGCAGCUAUGGAGGGUCAUACUGAGAUUGUAUCUUUACUAGUCAAAUCUGGGGCCAACAUUAAUGCCUGUGAUAUGUUAAAAAUGACGGCUCUUCACUGGGCAUGUGAUAGAGGACAUACCUCAAUUGUUAAAUUACUACUCAAGCAGCGUGCUCAAACUGAUAUAGCUAACAAAUUCUCUAAAACACCUUUCCACUUGGCUGUAGAAAAAGGACAUGAAAAUAUUGUUCUGCUACUGCAGAAUGGCAUCAGCUGCAAAGAGGAAGAAGCUGUAGCAGUGGAAUCCAUUUCACUAGACUUGACGCAUGACCUAGACACUAUUCCUGUUGUCUGUAAAACUGAAGAAGUUCAUACAGAGGAGUUGCUUAUUGAAGAAGUUUGCAAGGAGGAGGAAAACAUUCCACAAGUGAACAGCGAAUUACCUCAAUCUAUCAUGGCAGAUGAUGCUGAUGAUCAAAACAUCUCUGUACUGGCAACACUGGCUGAACUGGCACAAGCUACAUCUAAAGGAACAGAAAGUAAUGUAGACAUGUCAAGUGCAACUGCCUUAGAGCUAUUGAAGGCUCAGGCUGCUCUGCUGCCAAUUGAUGACUCUUCAACAUUAGUGACAUCUGCUGUAGCCCAUGGACAAACCCUCCAUCUCACUGAAGCUGGACGACAGGCUUUAAAACUUAUUAAACAAGAACUACCAUUGUUACCAAGCAACACCCUACCACAGGAACUUACUGAGAACGAUAAAGUAAUCAAGAAAUUUAGGUCUAGUAAUACAAAUACCAAAGCUGGAGAGGGAGGAUCAUCACACACAUCAGUUGAGCCAUCCUCAUGCUUACCAGCUUUGUUACGAGCAUCAGAUGCAUCAAUUGCAGAUGAUGAUGAGAGAUAUGAAGAUCAACAAGUAACCCAGGUCAUAACACUGAGUCCAGAGCAAUAUGCUGCUCUCACAGGUGGAACUAAUGGGCCCAUCAUUCUACAGGUGUUACCAUCAGGUGCAGAUGAAGACCACUUUAAUGAAAUAAACAAGAAUCAGAGUCCACCAGCGACAAAGCGCCAGAAAAUUAUGCAGUUGGUCACAAGAGUGGGUCAGGGAAGUUUGGGGCAAAAUCAAGCUUUAGCUAAAGUGUCAGGACAGAAGAGUUCAUCACUAGAGAGAGAGUUGUUUAUUGGUCCUGGACUCUUCUAGUUUGCGGCAGCAUUCACUUUUCAUCCCAGACAGGUGCUGAGUGUAGACAUUCCAAGUGUGAAUCAUCUAUGAGAAAAGUACUGGCAUGCCUUAUGUAAAAAGGCAAUUAAGUUCCUGGAAAAAGACUUGUUAUAUUUAAAUGCAUUAUAUAAACAGAGUAACAAAUGGGGAAAAUAGGGUUACAUUCCCAGUGAUGGCAAAGUUGAACAUUACGUGCAUACUUAUCUCAGAUUGAAAUUGAGUGUGUGUGUGUGUGUGUGUGUGUGUGUGUGUGUGUGUGUGUGUGUGUGUGUGUGUGUGUGUGUGUGUGUGUGUGUGUGUGUGUGUGUGUGUGUGUAA
This is a messenger RNA of Procambarus clarkii (red swamp crayfish), 2159 nucleotides long. RefSeq names its product Ada2a-containing complex component 3 (gene Atac3). Gene Ontology annotation, cellular component: nucleus. NCBI's taxonomy places the organism in Eukaryota, Metazoa, Arthropoda, Malacostraca, Decapoda, Cambaridae. Gene Ontology annotation, molecular function: protein binding. The record is from RefSeq and is a predicted model, not a curated record.